CCUCCUCCUCCUCCUCCUCAACAACAACAACAACCAAAAAACACAUCGCAAUAUUCAGCGCCCGCCUUCUAUCCUGUAUCUACAUUGCUACGCUAUCUUUACUAGCAAUUGGAUCAAUAUCUCUAAAUCAAUCACUCAUUUGAUAUAGUUAUUAUCAAAUAUUUACCUUCUUUCAUCUUUCAUUAGUAUCGCUAUCCUCUCUGAAGUGACAACCUUCAGAUCAGCGCAACACUACGAGCAAAACAGAAGCCCAAAGCCAACCAACCCUAUAGAAAUUGAAGUCCUCUCUAAAAAGGAACCAACCAAACAACCAAAAAACACCAUGCUCCGUCGCCCACCAACAACGCUUACCCUCACCGCCGAAGAUGUCGCCGCGUACGAAGACCGCCGUUUCGCAGCCAUGCAAGCCCAAUCGCAAAACCAGACAAGCUCACGUGCCCCCUCUCACCCGUUACAACCGCAACCUACCGCAAUGGACACUUCUUCCUCAUCCUCAUCCGUAACCCCGUCGCCGCCACGAAUCGAAGACGACGAGGACAUGCAAGACGUGGACGUGGACGUGGACGUAGACGAAGCCGAUAUAAGUGACCCCUUCGUAAUGGCGCCCCGCCGCGCCGCCCGCGAGCAAUUCAACAGGCGCGAGCAGUCCCCCGGCCAGGCACGCGCCGCAUACCUUCAGCAAGUGCGAGCAACACGGAGCCAACACGCCACCACUCCAACCGCACCAGCGCCCUCGACACGAAUGCAGCGGAUCACGGGCACAGGGCAGACAGGAGGAAGGACGACAGGGACGGCUCGAUCAGCGACUAGUAGACAGGGAAGCACGGAGCCAACCACCGCGGCCCCACCGCAAGCGCCGCGUAUGAUGACACGGAGUAGAGAGGAGCGGAUAGGUAUUACGGGAUCGACAGCGGGGACGGGGUCGAGACGGCGUUAGGACCCCGCCAUUGCGACCAUCCGUUAAAUUUUGCGUCGUUAGCGUGGGCGUGGCGUGGCGUAUCUGGCUGUUGCUUCUUGCCUUUAAGGAUUAAGGAACUGGAUCAAUAUGGGAAUGGAGGCAACAACAACUAAGGAAACACUUGAUUUGAUAUGCUAGCUGUGCUAGAAAGAGCGAAAUAGUAA
Messenger RNA from Daldinia vernicosa, 1122 nucleotides. RefSeq lists its product as uncharacterized. The record is from RefSeq and is a predicted model, not a curated record. The coding region runs from base 323 to 937 and encodes 204 amino acids. NCBI's taxonomy places the organism in Eukaryota, Fungi, Ascomycota, Sordariomycetes, Xylariales, Hypoxylaceae. Gene Ontology annotation, biological process: anaphase-promoting complex-dependent catabolic process. The transcript has a single exon. Gene Ontology annotation, cellular component: anaphase-promoting complex.